AUGUUUAAUCCCCGAACUUUAGAUAUUCCAGCUGUGAUUUUUGACAAUGGAUCAGGGCUAUGUAAAGCUGGCCUGUCAGGAGAAAUUGGUCCAAAACACAUCAUUCCUACAGUUAUUGGCUGCCCCAAAACAAAUAUGUCAUUGUCAGGAGCAGCUCAGAAGGACUGCCAUGUGGGAGAAGAAGCCCAGCACAAACAAGAUGUGUUGUCUUUGAAGUAUCCCAUUGAACAUGGUAUAGUUACAUCUUGUGAUGAUAUGGAGAAGAUCUGGAAGCAUAUCUAUGAGCAUGAAUUGGUACUGAAAGCCUUUGAGAGGCCUGUGCUAAUGACUGAGACCUCUUUGAACCCAAUGGAGAAUCGAAAAAAACUGACUCAGCUGAUGUUUGAACGGUUUAAGGUGCCUGCUUUCUACCUCUCUGUCCAAGCCAUAUUGUCCCUCUAUGCCUCAGCACGCAUCACAGGACUGGUCAUAGACAGUGGAUUUGGUGUUACCCAGACGGUACCAGUCUACGAAGGGUACCACUUACCCCAUGCUGUCUCCAGGUUGGAUGUUGCAGGCAGAGAGAUCACAGAACUCCUCGCAAAGCUCCUGGUGGAAAGUGGGCAACGCUUUGAGAGCCUGGCGAAGAAGAAGAGUAUCAUAGAGGACAUCAAGGAGAAGUUGUGCUACGUGGCUCCAGAUCCACACAAAGAAUUAGCCAAGAGGCCAGAGGAGGUCCUGAAAGAAUAUAAACUGCCUGAUGGGACUCUAGUCAGUAUUGGCAGCCCACUCUUUCAAGCACCAGAGAUUCUCUUUGCUCCAGGUAGCACUGGUGACGAUGCACCAGGCCUUCUUAGGAUGAUCUCUCACAGUGUUUCAAAGUGUGACGUCAAUAUUCAGAACACUCUCUACGGGAACAUGGUGCUGUCGGGUGGUUCGUCCCUCUUUCAUGGGCUGGAUGAGAGGAUUUUUAAGGGACUAGAACAGCAGGUCCCCAAAGGGGUUCCUAUAAAGAUCAUAGCGCCCUCAGACAGGUGGUUUUCUGCAUGGAUCGGGGCUUCUGUAAUUACUUCCUUGACCAGCUUCAAGCAAAUGUGGAUCACUGCAGCUGAUUACAAGGAUUUUGGACCAAACAUUGUCCAAAGAAGAUGUUUUUAA
Messenger RNA from Gopherus evgoodei (Goodes thornscrub tortoise), 1137 nucleotides. Its product is annotated as actin-related protein T2-like. Bases 1 to 1137 code for a protein of 378 amino acids. The transcript has a single exon. The record is from RefSeq and is a predicted model, not a curated record. NCBI's taxonomy places the organism in Eukaryota, Metazoa, Chordata, Testudines, Testudinidae.